Actinia tenebrosa (Australian red waratah sea anemone) is the source of this 1364-nucleotide messenger RNA. Its product is annotated as ribosome production factor 1. Gene Ontology annotation, biological process: maturation of LSU-rRNA; maturation of 5.8S rRNA. Gene Ontology annotation, molecular function: rRNA primary transcript binding. The record is from RefSeq and is a predicted model, not a curated record. NCBI's taxonomy places the organism in Eukaryota, Metazoa, Cnidaria, Anthozoa, Actiniaria, Actiniidae. Gene Ontology annotation, cellular component: preribosome, large subunit precursor; nucleolus.
CUCAGUUUAUCCAAGAUGGCGGACGAAAGAGAAAGAAAACCAGUCGACUUCUCUCGCAUGAAAAAUAAAAUACAAAGAAGCGAGGUUUACUGGAAAGAAAAGAUCAGGAAGGCUAAGGAAAAGAGAGAGAGACGAAAGAAGAGGAAGAGGGAAGACGACGCUCUUGGAGACGAGGCCCCACCAAAACAAGUCCCCAGAACUAUUGAAAACACCAGAGUGAAAGAUGAAACUAUUGUGAAUGUUGAUGAUGAAGAGAUUCUCAAUGAUGAAGCCACAGAUGAACUGAGUUUGUAUUUCAAAAGAGAAGUAACACCUAAAGUGGUGAUCACUUCAAGUGACAGACCAAAAAAUGCAACAGUCUUGCUUAUGGAAGAACUCUGUAAAUGUAUUCCAAAUUCUGAAGUACGCCAGAGAAAAGGCAGAGAUUUAAAGAAAAUUAUUCCACAAGCUGUUUCAAGAGGAUACACUGCUAUGGUAGUCAUCAACGAGGAUAAUAGCAAACCAAAUGGGCUGGUUGUGACUCACUUGCCUGAUGGACCAACGGCUUACUUCAAGCUGACAAGUGUCAAACUACCAAGAAAUAUAUGGGGCCAUGGAAGAAUGACUAGUCACAGACCAGAGCUCAUUUUGAAUCACUUCAACACAAGACUGGGUCAUUCGGUAGCACGACUGCUGGCUGCACUAUAUCCAUAUGAUCCUCAGUUCCAGGGUAGACAAUGUGUCACCUUCCACAACCAACGAGAUUUUAUAUUCUUUAGACGUCAUAGGUAUAUUUUUAGGAAUUCCAAGAAAGUCGGACUUCAAGAGUUGGGACCAAGAUUCACACUAAAGCUUAGAUCCUUGCAAAAGGGAACAUUUGAUAGCAAGUUUGGAGAAUAUGAAUGGAUACACAAGAGAAAACAAAUGGACACAAGCCGAAGAAAAUUCCAUUUAUGAAGCUAGACCAAGUUGCAAAUCUUCCAAGGUCACUUGUCUGCUUUCUAAUCUCUAGGGCUUUAGACUCUUUCUUCGUCAUAUAUGGGUUUUCAAGGAUUAAAACAAAAAUACGCAAAAACUUGCCUCUCAGAUAUGCUUGUCCUGAAAAAAAGCCAAGGAAUAUCAAUGAAUUUACCAUUGUAAUGAACUUUGCUGAAUCUUCACUAAGAAGAUCACCGGUCAAGAUUGACGUCGCAAAAUCUCGAAAAUUCAUUGAACAAUUUUGUAAAAUGAUUCUCGAAAUGAUUUGAGCGAUGAAACGCAAAAGUAACGCAACAAAGUAACGCAAAAAAGUAACCCAAAAAAGUAACGCAAUCUCGAUUAUUUUCAUUUUCGCCUGUAUGGAGAUUUCUGUGGGACUUAAAACUAAACUCCAUGAAGUGAGUACA